CUUCACCCUACUACAAAAGUUACAGGGCUUUUCAACAUUUGCUCACUUGGGGAAAUUCAGAAAGCCUCUCCAGAUUGCAGGAGGAUAUACGACAAGAAGCAGAGCCCUUCCACCAACUGAGCAGCAAAGGCAGACAGGGGACAAGCCUGCACAAUGGCCUCAGAGGUCCACAUGCCAGGCCCUGUGUGCCUCAUUGAGAACGUGGAAGGGCAACUGACAGUCAACCAGGAGGCUCUGGGGUUCCUGUCUGCCAUCAAGCAGCCUGUGGUGGUGGUGGCCAUCGUGGGCCUCUACCGCACUGGCAAAUCCUACCUGAUGAACAAGCUGGCUGGGAAGAAAACAGGCUUCUCUCUGGGCUCCACAGUGCAGUCUCACACCAAGGGGCUCUGGAUGUGGUGUGUCCCUCAUCCCCAAAAGUCAGACCACACCCUAGUUCUGCUUGACACAGAGGGCCUGGGAGAUGUGGAGAAGGGUGACAACCAGAAUGACUGCUGGAUCUUUGCCCUGGCUGUACUUCUGAGCAGCACCUUCGUGUACAACAGCAUGGGAGCCAUCAACCAGCAGGCCAUGGACCAGCUGCACUAUGUGACAGAGCUGACAGACAGAAUCAGAACAAGAUCCUCACCUGACCAGGAUGAGGUGGAGAACUCAGAUGAAUUUGUGAGCUUCUUCCCGGACUUCGUGUGGACUCUGAGGGACUUCUCUCUCGAGCUGAAAGUAAAUGGGGAACCCAUCUCUGCAGACGAAUACCUAGAGAAUUCUCUGAAGCUUAUACAUAAUACUGAUAAAAAAGAAAAAGUACAAAAGCUUAAUCUUCCUCGGCUCUGUAUCCAGAAGUUCUUCCCAAAGAAGAAAUGCUUUGUCUUUGAGCGGCCAGCACAUGGGAAGAAGCUUAGCCAGCUGCAAUCGCUGCAGGAUGAAGACCUGGACUCAGACUUCUUGGAACAAGUGGCAGAGUUCUGUUCCUACGUGUUCAGCUGUUCCAAGGUUAAAGCGCUUUCAGGAGGCAUCAAGGUCAAUGGACCACGACUAAAGAGUUUGGUGAUAACCUAUGUGAACACCAUCAGCAGUGGGGGUCUGCCCUGCGUGGAGAAUGCUGUCCUGGCUUUGUCCCAGACAGAGAAUGCAGCUGCAGUGCAAAAGGCCAUUGCCCACUAUGACCAGCAGAUGAGCCAGAUGUUGGAGCUGCCCACAGAGACCCUCCAGGAGCUGCUGGAUCUGCACGGGGCCAGUGAGAAAGAAGCCACCAAGAUAUUCAUGGAAAAUUCCUUCAAAGAUAUUGAUCAAGUGUUCCAAAUGGAAUUAAGGACCAAGCUAGAAACAAAGCGAGAGGAAUUCCUUAAGAAGAAUGAACAGGCAUCCUCAGAUCGCUGUGCAGCUCUGCUUCAGGGUAUUUUCAGUCCACUAGAAAAGGACGUGAAGCAGGGGAUUUAUUCUAAACCAGGGGGAUACUGCCUUUAUAUCCAGAAGAUAGAAGAGCUGAAGAAAAAGUACUCUGAGGAACCCAGGAAGGGGGUUCAGGCUGAAGAAGCUCUGAAGCAAUUUUUGCAGUCCAAGGAGGAGGUGACUAAUGCAAUUCUACACACAGACCAGGUUUUGACACAAAAGGAAAAGGCGAUGGAAGAGCAACGUGUGAAAGCUGAAGCUGCCCAGGCUACAGCAAAGUUCCUAGAGGAAAGGCAACGGCAGAGUGAACAGUUGAUGAAGGAGAAAGAGAAGCUUCACCAGGAGCACAUGAAACAGGUGGCUGAGAAGAUGGAGAAGGCACAGGCCCAGAUGAGGGAGGAGCAACGGAGGGCCAUGGAGCACCAACUUCAGGAACAGGCUCGACUGCUAAGGGAAAGAUUCCAGGAGGAGAUCAGAAGAGCUGAAGAAGAAAGGAUGAAGCUCCAGCAAAGGAAAUCAAAACGCAAAUGGUAUAAGCUAUAGUUCUAAGAACAGCGCCAUCCUGCCACUCAAACCAGAGGUGAACAGGGUAUAGAAUCCGGAACAAGUGUCACUUCAAUUGAUAAUAAUUGGGUCCUGCAUCAGAAAACUAAAAAUCUGCAAAGAUGUGCAGUGUGAUCAUUGAAAUUGUGUUUAUCUUCCUAUAAGAUUGUGUGCCAAGGAUAUCAUUGACAUCUCUACCACAAGAGAGGUAUCAACAACACUGCUCAGAACAAAGUCCCUUUUCCAGAUGAUCUCCAGGAGACAAAUGGACACUGAGCACAUUCUUAAAUGGUGGCACGUAAUUAGAAACCAGGUUGUCCAGGGAUGUGAUGUAUCUAAAGGACAGGGAAGCCAGCCUUACUCCUUACUGGAGACAAUGUAAAGUAUCUAUUAUAUCAAAACUGCUCAACCUUUCAGGAAUGGUGUGAUUUGUGGACAUUGGUAAUGAACAACCCUAUCAACACACUCCAUUAUGAAUCAAGGCACCUGCAUGGAGAUCUAGAGUCCAUAUGUAUAAUACCCACAGGAAGAAGGAAGAAGCCAUUAGCAUGACAAGGAGCUGGAUCACAGGUCCAUGGGCUAAAGAAGGAAAUGUUCCAGUUUAUGUAGAUGGAAACUGUAACAGGACAUUUCCAAACUCUAAGAGUUGACACUGAUUAUAUAGAAACAUGAUGACAACUAAGCAUAAUGUAUAGCUUAAGUGCUUAUGUAUAAGGUAUACAUAAGUAUAUGUUAUGUAUACUUCAUGUAUAACAAUAUAUAACUUUAAAAUGGGCUUUAAAUGAUGAUGGGCAAUCUAUAGAUAUCUGUCAUUGAUAUAUUGUGCACCCCAAUAAACUUAUCUGGGGGUCAGAGAAUAGAACAGCCAUAAUAUUCAACAUUGAAGUUAGGCAGUGGUAGCACACACACCUUUAGUCCUAUUGCUUGGGAGGCAGA
Peromyscus maniculatus bairdii (prairie deer mouse) is the source of this 2865-nucleotide messenger RNA. Its product is annotated as guanylate-binding protein 1-like. NCBI's taxonomy places the organism in Eukaryota, Metazoa, Chordata, Mammalia, Rodentia, Cricetidae. The record is from RefSeq and is a predicted model, not a curated record. Gene Ontology annotation, molecular function: GTP binding; GTPase activity.